GGGGUCCGCCACAGCUGCAUCUCAGAACACAGCACAGUGAGACACUGGGAGUUUCACUGCUGGGACUGAUUCACAUCACAGGCAAACAUGGUGGGACUGCUGGUUGAAGAGCUGGUCACAGGCAAGAGAUGCGACAGCACAGACCUGGGAGGACUCCUGCAGGAGGGCUUCACCGAGGGAGAGUACGAGACAGCCGUCGCUCAAGAGAAACAAGAUGGCCGACGGUCCACUACCACAAGCACCAGCCUACCUGAGGACUUCCACCCGAUAUCCUUAAACACUGACCGAGCAGGCCGGCUGAAGCUGGAAACGGUUGAAGACCUUCACAAUAUUCUGAAGCUGAGGAAGAGGAGGAGGGCAAAGAGAGUGCCAGUUCAAAAGGCGGAACCAGAACCUGAGGCUGUGCCUGUGUUUGUGGAUGAGGUUGCGUUCCUGAAAGCUGCUGGAGAGAACAAAUUGCCUGUGAUUGAAAAGUACCUGGCUGAUGGUGGAGACCCCAACAUCUCAGACCACUUUAAACGGACGGCGUUGCACCAGGCCAGUUCCAGGGGCCAUGUGGAGAUUGUGAAGAGACUGCUGGAUGCUGGGGCUUUGAUUGAGAAGAGAGAUAAGCUGGACGCCAGCGCAGUGCACUGGGCCUGUCGCGGAGGCAGUCUGCCUGUCCUGGAGCUGCUGCUGAACCGCGGGGCUAAUUUCAGAGCCAGAGACAAGCUGAGGAGUACUCCCCUGCAUGUGGCGGUACGGACCGGUCACUACGAGUGUGCUGAGCAUCUGAUUCACUGUGGGGCCGAUAUCAACGCCAGAGACAGGGAUGAUGACACACCUCUGCAUGAUGCUGUGAGAAUAAACCGAUUCAAGUUCAUCAAACUGCUGUUGAUAUACGGCGCCAAUCUGACCAUCAAGAACUGUGACGGAAAGACCCCAAUGGAGUGUGUUCUUAAGUGGCAAAAUGGAGCAAAGGACAUUCUGAACACUUACGAAGACACAAACUGCCUGUCCCACUAAAGUUGUGUAUAUAUCUGUGUGUGAAAAUGAUUUACUGUUAAUAUUUGGUGGUUUGGAAAUACAUUGCAGGUCAAUGUAAAAUUGUGUUAAAGAGCCAUAGGCUAGUGCUUUGGAAGCAUACAUGUAUUUAUUAAAAUUUAUGAUGAUCAAAAUGAUAAAAGGCAGAAAGGAACAUGGAAAAUGAACUGUUAUGUAUUCUUAAAAAGCAAAGUAAUGUUUUUGGAAAAUUUACCGCAAGAUAGAAUAUCUUUAUAUGACGAUGCAUGACCAGUCUGACUAUUGCAAAGAUCAUGGGGUUUUCCUGUCUUAGCUUUCAAAAAAUGUUUCAGCUAAGACAUGCGAGCCAACUAAAAAGAACAUUGCAAAAGAAUGUACACCCACAUUUACUGUGGAUGUGUAUGUGCAGACUGAUGUCUGAAGUGAAUUGAAGCAGGUUCUGUGUGUGACAGUUGGUCAAGAGAAUGUUGAAGAGAGAAUAUUGCCUAACGAUUGUUGAAGAGACUGAAUACACAAACUGAAUUGUAUUGUAAUUUAUCAUUAAAAUAUUUUUGUAUAUUUUGUUUAUUUAAGCUUUUUAAUGGGAAUAAACAACAGCAAUGUUUUGAUAA
This is a messenger RNA of Conger conger (European conger), 1613 nucleotides long. It is a transcript of the gene ankrd1a, whose product is annotated as ankyrin repeat domain 1a (cardiac muscle). The record is from RefSeq and is a predicted model, not a curated record. Lineage: Eukaryota; Metazoa; Chordata; Actinopteri; Anguilliformes; Congridae. Gene Ontology annotation, biological process: regulation of transcription by RNA polymerase II. Gene Ontology annotation, cellular component: nucleus. The transcript has 9 exons. Bases 88 to 1005 code for a protein of 305 amino acids. Gene Ontology annotation, molecular function: RNA polymerase II-specific DNA-binding transcription factor binding.